CGCUUUCUUGAUUUGUUUUAGAAACACAUUGGCCAUUUAAGGAACCGAAAUCUGCGGAUAGUACGGCAUGGCUUUCGAGUAUGAUCAGUUCUUUCACGAAGAAACGUUCGUCAUUGAUAACUUUGGCGAGAUAUGCGAAGACAUAGUGCGAAUCGCCGGUGCUAGUUCACAGUAUUUCUACAAAGAGUUCGAUGCGGAUCAUCGACAUGAUAGUCCACCACCGGGCAAUUACACCGCUGCAAGUCGAUGUUUCGAAAAAGAGGUUCCUUCGCUGUUUUCUGAAAUGGAAUACCUUACGGAGGUGUCGCCUGAAACCGAGAUAAGUUUAACGUAUCGAAAGCCGGUUCCGGUGUCAGUGAAUCCGAUCGAAUUUUCCUACAAGCGGCACGAUCAGUUAUCGCUGGAACCGUUUAGCGAAAAGUAUCUCGAAUCACCCCAACCAGUGCCACCCCCCGAUCGUGUGGCCGAUGCUUCGUACGAUGCCGGCAAUAUGGAUGAAGAUAGCUCACACGACGCGGCACAAUCCGACGGUCUGGCUGUUCCGACAGAGUACAAACGUAUCCUGAACAAUUACAUACAGAAAGGGCGCAAAAAGCUAGAAGCAAGCUCGUACUCGAAAAUGAAAGCCACCUGUCUUGCUAAAGAAAAGAUUAACGCACGUUCUACCUCGGUGAUUGAAACCGUUGCCGUUACUAUGGCAAACGAUCUACCGGAAGGCCGUCCCCGAAGUAAUACUGCCACUGCCGUACCAAACCCUCAUUCUUUGCCAACGGGCCAAUGCCAAUCAUUUAUCCCAACCACUGCCACCAGUAUCCAUCAAUCGAUAGUAAUUGAGCCAUAUUCUCAACUACCUCAAAGCCAGCCAAAACCUGCCAAGGCACGUGGUGCCAGUGUAAACAAUCGGACUGCAUCAAGUUCGCCAAAAACUACCAGAACGUAUCGCUGCCAAGACUGUGGUGCCAGCUUUCCUUCGAGUGAUCGGCUACGAAAACAUACCUGCAUCAUCGAUGAGCAGUACCAAUGCCACAUGUGCUUGCGUGAGUUUAAAAAGCGAAAAACUCUGGAACAUCAUAUGAAAUCUCAUGACAAAGUAUUUUCUACCGACGAUGAUCUGAGGAAAUAGUUCUUCCUGGGCACAUUUGUUAAGUUUCUCUUUACGAAACGCCAGUUCCGGUGUACGAUCGAGAAGAGUGUUUCUUUGACGAAAACGUGUUCCUCUGUUGAUUGUUUAUUUUAAAAUUUCAAAAGCACCUUGAUUCAAUAAUAAAAUAUUUAAC
Anopheles bellator is the source of this 1277-nucleotide messenger RNA. RefSeq lists its product as uncharacterized. The record is from RefSeq and is a predicted model, not a curated record. NCBI's taxonomy places the organism in Eukaryota, Metazoa, Arthropoda, Insecta, Diptera, Culicidae. The transcript has 2 exons. Bases 68 to 1123 code for a protein of 351 amino acids.